AUGGCGGAGACAACGGGAGCGACGGCGGCGGCGGCAACGGCGGCGGCGACGACGAUGGCGGGCGAAAAGGAUGGAGCUGCUGGUGUUGCAAAGAACAUGACGACUGGGCAUGCUGCGCCUGCAACGAUCCGACAAAAGCAGGAGGAUGAUCAUGACGAUGGCGAGCGAGACGAGCAGGAUGGGGAUGGUCGCGAGCCGCGCACGGCGGCAGAGUCAUCGGCUGGGGUACCGGCUGCGGCGACAUCAGUUGCUGGUGGAUCUAUGCCCGAGGGCAGCGUUCAUCGCACCCCGCUUUCGGGCAAGCGCAGCAUGAGCUCCUCGGAGAUUCGCGAUCCCACGCAGAACCCUCGCCUGAAGACCCGUUUGUGUACCCAGUUUAUGACCACCGGGAGUUGCCGCUAUGGUGACAAGUGUAUCUUUGCGCAUGGUCCUCACGAGCUACGCGGUGCCAACGCCACCAUGUACAUGACCAUGAUGCAAACGGGAGCUGUAAACCCAAUGGCCAUGGCAGCCAUGAUGAAUAACCCCAAUGGUGAGCCGGCGGCCAAGCGCAAGCCCAUUCUAAACAUGGCUCGCGCCAAGACGCGUCUCUGCAAGCAGGCCCCGAUCAAGACAAGGUGCCCUCCAUUACGAAGCUGCCUCUCUCCCCCUCUCUCGCUCUCUCUUUCGUUUGUGUGUGUUCCUUUCCGUCGUCUCCAAGUCUUCUCUCGGUCCUUCACCACAACCUGCUCCGUCUUCACCGUCUACUCAAUGUCUCCAUCUCCUCCUCGGUUGUCUCACUCGCGUGCCGUCACUUUUUUUUUUCUGUCUCUACGCUCUCUCUCCAUGCCCUCGAACGCUCUUGAUCCGGUUCUUACCCUCUCGACGCGACCCUCUCGACUGCCUCCCAAUUCAUCUCUCUCCUCUUUUCCCGACGCUCACCCCUCUCCUCUCUCUCCUCUCUCUUCGCUGCUCUCCCGCUCUCUUUCUGUCUCUAUGCUACUCUCUACUCUCUACUCUCUACUCCCUACUCUCUACUCUCUGAUCGCUGAUCUCUUCUCUCUACUCUCUACUCCCUACUCCCUACUCUCACCUCUCCCUCCUCUACUCCCUACUCUCUACUCUCUGAUCUCUGAUCUCUACUCUCUACUCUCUACUCUCUGGUCUCUGAUCUCUACUCCCUACUCUCUACUCUCUACUCUCUACUCUCUACUCUCUACUCUCUACUCUCUACUCUCUACUCUCUACUCUCUACUCUCUACUCUCUACUCUCUACUCUCUACUCUCUACUCUCUACUCUCUACUCUCUACUCUCUACUCUCUACUCUCUACUCUCUACUCUCUACUCUCUACUCUCUACUCUCUACUCUCUACUCUCUACUCUCUACUCUCCCUACUCUACUCUCCCUACUCUACUCUCUACUCUCCCUACUCUACUCUCUACUCUCCUCUCCCCCCUCUCCCCUCUCUCCUCUCUCCUCUCUACUCUCUACUCUCUACUCUCUACUCUCUACUCUCCCUACUCUACUCUCCCUACUCUACUCUCUACUCUCCCUACUCUACUCUCUACUCUCCUCUCCCCCCUCUCCCCUCUCUCCUCUCUCCUCUCUCCUCUCUCCUCUCUAUAUGCACUCUCUCCUCUCGGUGGCGGUGGAUGGGGAGGAGGAGGAGGAGGAGGAUAGCAGUGGUGGUGGAGAAGGUAUUUUGAGUGUCAUCCCCAACGCUGCCCCUGUGGUGAUCAAUGCAGCAACCAACGGUAAGCUCACGGCCAUUGACCAACCACAUCACGUGGCCGGUUCCUUCCUGGGGACUGGGACUGGGACCAUGCAUGUUAGCCCGCCUUUUUGCUCAUAUCCGGGCCCGGUUACUGUGUCUAGCUUCCAGCGCCGCUCUUGGUGGCGUCAGCUCAAGCGCAUCCACUUCCCCCUUAAAGGCUUUGGAAUCAUCACCACGGCCGAUAUUCCAGCGGGAACCUUUGUUAUGGAAUACGUGGGCCAAGUUUUGUCCACCGAGCAGUUUGCGGAACGCGUCGCCACCACUUACGAGAAUCGCAAGCAUUUCCACUGCCUUAAUUUAGAUGGUGGACUCGUCAUUGAUGCCGGAAAAGCCGGCUGCGAUGCUCGCUACAUCAAUCAUAGCUGUCAUUGGCGUGUUGGAAUUUUUGCCAAGCGGCCCAUUCGUGCUGGAGAGGAACUCACCUAUGACUACAACUUUGAGUCUUUCAAGGAAGACAUGGCUUGCCACUGUGGUGCUUCCAAUUGCCGUGGUUUCAUCCGACCAAAGGCGCGUGAUGACCGGCUUCGGCGCACAAGUCGUCUGAGCGCAUUGAGACUUGCCAUUGAGGAAGGCACUGAGCCUGCUCAGCUGUGGCGCCCCUUCUUUUGGCACAAAGGCUCGAUGGAGAGCACGAUUGAAGGGCAGCGCAACUUUCUGCAAGCUGAGCGCAUUGAAGCUGAGCGCUUGCAACAGCAGGCUCAGCUCAUGCAAUCGACCUUUCAAGCCCGCUUUGCAGCUUGGCGCCGAAGCUCGCGCGUAAACGACGUGUUGGAUGCUCACCCGGAGUGGCUGAUUGAUCAGCGUGUCGCCGUGGCCACUACCCUGCAUGAUUUUCUCAGCUUACUCAGCUCUCAUCGCAGCAAGACACUGGGCCUCGUUGCCCGGCCCUUAAUGCGCGCGCUCCCACGCUUGGCGCGUGAAAACGGAGUGUUGACUUGGGACGACAUUGCUGAGCGUGUGGACGAUGGCCAAUACAAGAAUAUCGAGGACUGCUUACAGGACUUGCUAGCUUUGUGCGAUGCCUUUUUUCACAAAUUUGCUCGAGGCUCCAAAGAACACCGCUCCAUUCUAGCUGUACGUCAUCUUAUUCUGAAGAAUCGUGGCCGAGUCCUACAAGAUCAAGUCCGCAAUACCAGCGAGGCCAUGGCAGUCGCAGUCCGUUCCAUGCACGGAGAUGCCGUCGAACACGGGGCCGAUGCCAACAGGAAUGUUGAUGACAAGACGGGUGUCAUUGCGAAAACACCGUGGUCUGACCACAUUCGUUGUGUCUGCGAGUCUCUUGUCGAUGAAGGAAACAUGGUUCAAUGCUGCAGCUGUGGGACGUGGCAGCAUGUGGUCUGCAUGGGAACCACAAUGGCGGCGGCUGCUGAGGUGCAAGACUACCGCUGUUGGCUUUGCGCGGGCAUUCCACGCAGCCGUGAAGUACCUCUGGACAGCGAUGUCGAACGUCUGGCUGAUCAAGCGCGACUUGCACCACAAGGGCGUGAUCUACAAGCCCAGUUGAUCGACGCUGAAGCUGAGGCGCGCGCCGUCGAGGCAUCUCGCGAUGCCUUGCAUUCAGAGCUGAGCGAGGCCAAGGCCUCACUGCAGCAACUCACGAAUCGACGCAACAAAACGCGCAGCUUCCUCGGGAUGGUGCGUGCUGCGCUUGAGGCUGAUAUUGCCAUGCUACCACCUAAUCCAGCCAGGUGGUCAGCGGUGGAAGUGGCAGGUCCCGUGUCUACGAGUGAGAGCAGCAGCGUCUCAGACCUGCCUUUGUACGAGCUGGAUGGACUCUCUGAUCUUGACAACAAGAAUUUGGGUGGCGGAAGAGGGGCAGGGCCUCUUUCCACACCGUUAGCCUCUUCCGACAUGGCUUUACCAGUCGCAACAACACCGACAUCAGACUCCAUCGGCACGCUUCAUCCCACGAGACCACCAACUCCUCCCACUCUGAGCGCGGAAGGGAUGCCAAUUCUCGCCGCAGAAAGUGCAUCGAUCAUCUCCAAAGGUGGCCUCACAGAGGCACGCACCCGAAUGCUGUUGGACUUGUUGUUUAGCCUUGAACACAGCGACGAUGCGAAUGCGUUAACCCAAGCGGUGGAUGAGAUGGUUCACCUACGAUCUACCGCAACAGCAACCAAUACCAAGUCUACUGAACUCAUCACGACCCUAUCAUAUCGUCGAAAAGGGCAUGGCAGUGUCACGCUCUCAGAUGUGAUUGACCAUUCGCGACGAUUGCUGGCACAAACCAUGGCCUUGCAGGUUUACGACAACGCUGCCAAACAGCUCAAAGCCAAGCACGCGCAGAUGCGCAGCGCUAGCAGACGCUUGGCAAGUCGAGUGGCGACUCUUGAAGAACAGCUGGAUGAAACUCUGGUGCAUUACCGAACGCUUGAGGUCACAAAUCCUUGGCAUGACGCCAAGCCUGCACUUCUGCGCUUGGGAGAUUGCAUUUAUGUCGUGGCAGAAAAUUCGGAGGCGCUCGAAGAUCACUUGAUGAGCUCCGUGCGCCGUAGUUCGCUCAAACCCACAAAGCAGCGUUCGUGGCCCAAGGGGCAAGGUACUAUUCCCGCCAACCACCCGCAAGCGCGACAGGUUUACGAGGUCAUGCGCAUCGAAAUGCUGUGGCGCGAUGCCAACGGCCAGCCUUGGCUGACAGGCCGUUGCUUCUUCUUUCCUGAGCACUCCAUGCGUGAGCCCCGCCACCAAUUUCAUCCUCAAGAGCUGGCCUUUUCCCCCGAGAUGCGCAGUAUCCCAGCCCACUUGUAUCGUGGCCAUUGCUGCGUGCUGCACCGCGCCCAGUACAUUAGUGGUCGACCGACUCGGUCCGGGCACGAGAGCCAUGUGUACCUUGUAGAUCGCAUCUAUCGGCCUCGACCCAAGCACGACUGGUCAAACUUGGACCGACCAUCAAUGCAGAUUUUGCAAGUGUGUGAGCACCCAGCGGAAUGGCAAGCGUUUCCAAAACCACUUGACGUGCAACGUCACCCCAUUCAGGAUGAGGAGGAGCAACGUGCUGCUUUGCGAGAGCGGACAGCUAUGCAACAAGCCAAGCGUGCGCGUUUGUUGGAAUGCGUAUACAUGUUCAAAACAGAGUCGCAUGACUUGAUCGAGGACGCUUCGUACCUCCUAUCUUCGCGAAGGCGUGAAAAGAAGCGGUUGACUUUUUAG
Monosiga brevicollis MX1 is the source of this 4908-nucleotide messenger RNA. RefSeq lists its product as uncharacterized. The coding region runs from base 1 to 4908 and encodes 1635 amino acids. The transcript has 29 exons. Gene Ontology annotation, molecular function: protein binding; metal ion binding; chromatin binding. The record is from RefSeq and is a predicted model, not a curated record. Lineage: Eukaryota; Choanoflagellata; Craspedida; Salpingoecidae.